AUGGGACAACAGGGUUCAAGAUUUAAAAAAAAGAAGAGAAAUUCGAUUUCUGCAGCAGAUAAUCGUGCAAGUGUGAGUAGUUUCAAAGAAGAAUAUAACUUCGAAAACCCUUACAUGAUGACAAUAAACGAAACACAGAUAGAUAGAAUGCAAACACAACACCAUAUCUUAAGAACCAUUUGGGGCAAUAACUUUUCUGCUCCCAUAAAAGAUAAAUUAAGUGCUGACCAUAAUUAUAAAGUUCUUGAUUUCGGAUGUGGUCCUGGAACAUUCAUUUUCGAUCUAUCUUCAACUUAUCCAUUACCAACAUUCAUUGGAGUUGAUUUUGUUCCAAUAUUCCCAACACAAGUUCCUCGAAAUACAUCAUUUCUUGUAGCAAAUAUAAUGGAUGGAUUACCAUUCGAAGACUGUACUUUCGAUUAUAUACACGCAAGAUUUUUAGUAAUGUAUUUUACACAAGAAGAAUGGGAAAAUGUGGUAAUAAAAGAAUUGUCGAGAGUCCUAAAACCAGGUGGUUAUCUAGAAUGUUAUGACAGUGAAAUUCCUUGGUAUAAUAUGUCGCCAUCUUUAGAAAAAUUAAGUGAUGCAGUACAAAAGGAACUUUAUGCAAGAAAUAUUGAUCCUUUGAUGUCAAGAAAAAUUGAUGAAUUUAUAAAAGCCACUGGUGAAUUUGAAGACAUACAAAAGGAGCAAAAAGAUAUUCCUUAUGGUUCUUGGGGAGGUGAACUCUCCGCCCAAACAUUUUUUCAAUUUUUUGAAGGUGUUCGUAAACCGAUAAAGGAUAUCAUGAAUAUAAAUGACCAAGGAUUCGAUAAAUUAAUGAAAAAAUUCGAAAGUGAAAUUAAUUACUAUCACACAUAUUCCAAAAAUCAUAGGAUUGUCGCUCGAAAAAUCGAACGUUAA
Molecule: messenger RNA, 903 nt
Organism: Diversispora eburnea
Lineage: Eukaryota; Fungi; Glomeromycota; Glomeromycetes; Diversisporales; Diversisporaceae
Source: the annotation of a GenBank genome assembly